UGGGAAAAGCAACCCUUAGCAUUCAAGCACACCAACGGGACACGGCGACACCCGGCCCCCCUUUCCUUCUUUCUCUCUAUAUAAACCCCGUCUGUAAUCUGUAUGAUGUCCCAGCUAAUUAAGCACUUGCGAUUGAUUGAUUGCGCACACAACUCCAACUGAAUCCAUGGAGGACACCUCGUCCGCUCUCCUGCGUUCCUCAGGCAGCGACGAGCUAGGACAGUCCAUGAGAGUAUACUCUGCGGCGACCGGGAAAGUCCCCUUCGAGUGGGAGGACGAGCCAGGGAAACCCAAGAGCCCGCCAAGGCUGGACGUCCUCCCGCCGCUGUGCCCGUCGCCGGCGAUGCAGAGCGCUCGGCUCACUGGUCGAGGCAGCCGACGGCGGCGGAGCCUCAAGCGCCCGGUGGAAUCGGAUAGCUUUGAAGGGUGCCUGCCUGUGAAGUUCCACCUGGGAAGAGCCAUGAGGAGUUAAACUGGAGUCACUGGAUUACUUACUCACUGGAUUACUUACUAAAAUGCUGCACCAACAUUUGCUAUCAUCACCAAAAGUUUCCAGUUGGCGCGUGCCUGAAAAAUACUAAAAAAACACAAAUGUAAGCACAGGUGAUUCAGAAGCAACUGAAUACACAAGCAUUGCUUGGAGCUCACCAAAU
Messenger RNA from Brachypodium distachyon (stiff brome), 653 nucleotides. RefSeq lists its product as uncharacterized. The transcript is spliced from 2 exons. NCBI's taxonomy places the organism in Eukaryota, Viridiplantae, Streptophyta, Magnoliopsida, Poales, Poaceae. Bases 167 to 472 code for a protein of 101 amino acids. The record is from RefSeq and is a predicted model, not a curated record.